Molecule: messenger RNA, 4087 nt
Organism: Melopsittacus undulatus (budgerigar)
Lineage: Eukaryota; Metazoa; Chordata; Aves; Psittaciformes; Psittaculidae
Gene: LNX1
Product: ligand of numb-protein X 1
Exons: 12
Coding region: 313-2664 (783 amino acids)
Biological process (GO): ubiquitin-dependent protein catabolic process
Cellular component (GO): cytoplasm
Molecular function (GO): ubiquitin-protein transferase activity; metal ion binding; protein binding
Source: RefSeq, a predicted model, not a curated record
UUGAGAAGUAGACCCUGUGCCUGCCCAUUAUGCUACAACUCGUCUUUGCACUGGGAGUCUGAGCCUGUGGUUCUGGCAUAAGCUGUUGGUCCAAGCCUGGGUUUACUGGGCUUUGAAAAAAGCAAGAAACAGAAAUUAUUACCUCCACCACUAUAGUACUUGACAACUAGAGACAUGCCAGCAACAAGUCUUCUCAGAGGCACUGCCUUCUGCUAAGAUCUGAUGGCACACAAGCCUUGCUGUGACUCCUACGAAUAGAAAACAGGUCGGGUACUCCAGUCUGCCCUCUUUUGAAUUGCAUCAAUUCCACUUAUGAGCCAGAAAGAAGAAAUGGAGGAUAGCUCCCCACCACUCUGUGUCACCUGCGGCCAAGCACAUUUACCAGAAGAAAACCACUUGUACAGCUACACCGAAGUAGUAGAUGAUGAUCUGAUAUGCCACAUUUGCCUGCAACCAUUGCUUCAGCCGUUAGACACGCUCUGUGGGCACACCUUCUGCACAGCCUGCCUUACAAACUUCCUUGUUGAAAAAGACUUCUGCCCCAUGGACCGCAAACCUGUGAUUCUCCAGACGUGCAGGAAGGCCAGCAUACUGGUGAAUAACCUCCUGGACAAGCUAAUGGUUAGCUGCCCUUUCACAGAACACUGCUCAGAGGUCAUGCAACGUGGUCACCUCCAACAGCAUUUCCAAACCCAAUGUAAAGGAGCAUCCCACUAUGGCCUUACCAAGGAACGGAAGAGGCGUUCCCAAGACUGCUCUCCAGACCAUGGCUCCAGCUUGGCCGUAGCUGCCCUGGGCCCCGAGCUCUCAGCAGCUGCAGCCAUUGCCUUAAUGACAGAUGAGCCAGGGCUGGUGAACCCAGCCUUCAGCCCCACCUCAGAGGACAGCCAGUCGGGUAGCAGCCCUGGAGACCUGCAUCGUAGCAACCGAAACAGAACUCGACACUUUGAACGCUCCACUAUCAGAAGCAGAUCUUUUAAAAAAAUAAACAAGGCAUUCAGUGUUCUUCGGAGGACAAAAAGUGGAAGUGCUGUUUCCAACCAGGCUGACCGGGAAAGGGAGGCUGUUGGGAACUCUACUGCUGGAGAGGAAGAUUCAGAAUGCUCCCUACAACCCCUGGAGACAAAACCACAACACUCUGUGGAAAUACCUGCAAGAAUCACCAAAAACAAGAGAGAAAGUUUACUUCUUUCUAGAUUCAGCAGCUCUUCGAUAUUUAAGGACUGGAAAUUUAAAAUGGUAAAGAAAGGUUUUCCCAGGUUGUAUCACCUGAUUCCAGAUGGGGAAAUUACCUGCAUUAAGAUCAACCGUACUGAUCCCCAUGAAAACCUGGCCAUUAGGAUUGUGGGAGGCAGUGAGACUCCUUUGGUUCACAUUAUUAUACAGCAUAUUUAUCGCGAUGGGGUAAUUGCCAGAGAUGGAAGACUGCUGCCUGGAGACAUGAUACUAAAGGUGAAUGGCAUGGACAUCAAAAAUGUGCCUCACAACUAUGCCCUGUCAAUCCUGAAGCGACCCUGCCAUGUGCUCCGACUGACGGUGCUCCGAGAGCAGAGGUACCGGUGCCGAAACAGCGGACUUUCCGUUGAUGCUCACUGCAAUAGGGAUGACAGUUUCCAUGUUGUGCUAAACAAAAGCAGUCCGGAUGAGCAGCUGGGAAUAAAGCUGGUCCGCAGGGCCGAUGAGCCAGGGGUAUUUAUUUUCAACUUGCUGGAAGGCGGAGUGGCUGCCCGUGAUGGACACCUUCAGGAGAAUGACAGGGUGCUGGCCAUCAAUGGGCAUGACCAUCGGUAUGGCAGUCCAGAGAGCGCAGCCCAGCUGAUACAGGCCAGUGAGAAGCAGGUUCACUUCAUCGUGUCUCGGCAGACCAGGCAGCAGCCCCCUGACAUCCUGCAGGAGACAGGCUGGAGUUACAGCAGUGGCAGCCCGCAGCCCUGUCCCACCGAGAGAAACAACCCCAGCAAGAGCGCCCUUCAUGCUGUCACUUGUCAUGAGAAGGUGGUAGCUGUCCGGAAAGAUCACACAGAAUCGUUGGGAAUGACUGUAGCAGGCGGAGUAUCUAACCGGGAAUGGGAUUUGCCUAUCUACGUGAUAAGUGUCGAACCUGGAGGAGUUAUCAGCAGAGACAGCAGGAUAAAAACAGGUGACAUCCUCCUGAAUGUGAAUGGGAUUGAGCUGACAGGGGUCAGCCGGAGUGAGGCUGUUGCCCUGCUGAAGAACACCAACUCAUCGGUGGUGCUCAAAGCCCUAGAGAUGAGAGCGUGCGAAGCCCAGGAGGAGUGGGGCCAGCCGCCAGCCCCUGAGGCUGUGCCUGCAAGCUCCGAGAGCAGUGAGUGGUCACCUUCCUGGGUGAUGUGGCUGGGGCUGCCACGGUAUUUGUACAGCUGCAAAGAAAUUGUAUUACGAAGAAAUACAUCUGGAAGUCUUGGCUUCAGCAUCGUAGGAGGUUAUGAAGAACACACUGGAAACAAACCAUUCUUCAUCAAAUCCAUCGUUGGGGGAACACCGGCGUAUAAUGACGGCAGAAUUAGAUGUGGAGACAUGCUCCUUGCUGUCAAUGGCAGGAACACAUCAGGAAUGCCGCAUGCCUGCCUGGCACGGAUGCUCAAAGAACUGAAGGGCAAAAUUACUCUCACAAUUGUGUCCUGGCCUGGCACAUUUUUAUAAAACAACUCUUUGUGGAAAGGAACAUCAGGUUUUGCUUUUGGGGGAGGUCAAGUAUGUAUUUAUAAAGAAAAGGUUUGUGAAAUUUCAAUUUGCAUGUCAAGAAAAGUCAAAUUUAGGCAAAGCAGGGACAUCUGUCAGAAAAUCACUUCAGAGUGAUUUAAGCUACAGACUUAAGCCUUUCCUUCCCCAUAUUCUUAAGGGUUUUUUUGUUGUAUUUCUUUUAUAUAUAUAUAUUUAAUGCAUUAUAAUAAUACUCAAAUGUCAGGAGCAGCAGCUCCUGCUCACUCACUUUAUUUUGAUUUACAUAAAGAAAUCCUUGAAUAACUCAUGGAACAAUUUCUUGCCAUUUUUUCUAGUUGCAAAAAUGAGGUGAAGGUUUUUAUCCAGCACAGUAAUAGCACUUUGAUUAUGUGUACUUUUUCAUGGUCAGCAUGAAGCUGGUAUUUUCAAGACUUUCAAAUACUGUUAGUCUGUAAAACUGUGAAUUAAAUUUCUAAAAUAAUUUAAAAAAAUAACUGCAACUGUGUACUUGUACAGACAUUCUUUUCAUCCAAAACCAAGCAACCCAGUUUCCCUGGUUUGAUUAAUACUAUUAAAUAUAGGCUUUUUAUACAGAAUUAUUGUUUUUAAGGACGUUCUUUGCACUCUAAAGUAAGUCUUCUAAACAGCACCAUGCCAAUCACACUUGAUGCUGUUCUGGAUGGAGUAAUUCUGAUAGUGAUGAUGGUCUUACAUUUUUUUCUAAAAAUAGUUCUUUGCCUUUCUCUGCAAAUUAACCACGUUCCAACGUGUUAACUUUUCCUCACAAGCCAGCAAUGGGAAGAGGAUAUAUUUGUUAAUCUUUACCAUGUCAAGGACAGCUGUUCCCAUAGAAGAAAGACUAACAAGAACUUUCUCUUAAGCCACUGAAAAGCAGCAGGGAUGAUUAUCCAGAUUAAGUCACCCUUAUGAACCCACACAAACCAGACAUAAUUACCAAGUGUAUCAGAGUGUUCCAUCAGACUAAGAACAAUCAGCAACUUGCCCAGUUUCCCUAUUUUUUUUUCAUUUCACCUUAAUUCAAGAUUCUUGAAGACAAGAGUCUGCAAUUCCUGUCUGUCCCUGUAGUAAAAGAUGGACCUUUUCAAAUAUGAAUUCCAAAAGUUAUACUAAGCCCACACUGUUCCAGGUGUUGGUAUAUAAAAAAGUGAAUGUACACUGUUUCUAAAUUCAGUAAAACAAUGACCUUCCCAGUGGCUUAUAAAAAAAUUAGACACUUUUAACACAAAUAACUUACUUAAGCCCUACAUAUUCUGUAAGAGCAUAAAGCUCUAGCUGAUCAAGAUGGUUUCUCACUUAAAAGACAAAGUCAGUCCAACAAUCUUAACAUGAAAAAUUCAUUCUUUUAUUUUCAAAAAAAAAAAAAAAAUAACCAAACAACAAA